ACUAAUUUGAUUAGCGAUCGAUGUAAACAACAUGGCGACCAAACUUAAUAUGUCAAUAUGAAUUUAAAAUAGUUUCUAACUAAUCAAUAUGAAAACAUGUAAUGACUGAAUAGAUAGUGAUGUGAUUAAAAUAUAAAAGAAAACUCAGUUACGCAGCUAAUUAAAAAUUUGAAUGUAUCAUUAUGUCAUCUGAAAAGGUUCUCUAUCGUUUGGAUCAACCUCAUGGUACUGGAACAGUCUAUGCUUCUUGGCGACCUGGUAAUAGUACUCAUAUUGCAACUACAGGCUGCGAUUCAUCGGUUGCAAUAUUUGACAGACAAGGAGAUCUUCAGGAACGUAUACAAAUUCCUGGAUUAUGCACCGGCUUUGGUUGGGAUGCAGAUGGAGAUUUGCUUGCUGUUAUAUCACAAAACUCUUCUAUCAUAACUUUGUGGAAUGCGACUACUGGUAAAAGAUCUCAAAUGGAUGCAGGUGUCAGGGAUGGUUUAACAUGUAUGAUGUGGGCCAAAAAAAGCUGUUUAUUAGCUGUUGGAACUCAGAAAGGAAAUUUAGUACUUUAUGAUCACGUUAAUGCUAGACGUAUGCCAAUUUUGGGAAAACAUAAGAAACGUAUAUUAUGUGGUGCAUGGUCUAUCGAAGGUCUUCUUGCUUUAGCAAGCGAAGAUAAAAUGUUGACUAUUAAUACAAGUGAAGGGGACACUCGCAGAGAGAUAACUCUGCAAGGUGAACCAUCUAACAUACAAUUUAGUGAAAUGAAAAUGGAUCAUCGUAUAGGUGGAGAAAAUACGGUAUCUCUUAUCGUCAGCAAAACUACAUUGUUUCUGUAUAACAUUUUGGAUCCAGAUAAUCCUAUUGAGUUGGCUUUCCAAAAACGCUAUGGUCCAAUUGUUACCUAUAAAUGGUAUGGAGAUGGAUAUAUAUUAGUAGGUUUUGAAGCUGGAUAUUUCAUUGCCAUAUCGACUCAUAUAAAAGAAGUCGGUCAAGAAUUAUUUCAAAUUAAAAAUCACAAAGAUUCCUUAACAGAUAUUUCAUUGAGCGAAAGUAUAGAAAAAGUAGCAACGUGCGGAGAUAAUACUAUAAAAAUACAUAGUUUACAAAAUUUGGAAGAAACCGAAAAGAUGAUUUCUGUAACAGGAGAAACUAGUAUUAGCAAAGUUGAAUGGUCAACAGAUGGAACAAUGAUAGCUGUAGUAACUUCUAUUGGAAAUGUUUUAAUAUAUUUAGUUGAAAUUCCAAAAUUAACUAGCGUUUGUGGAAACAAAAUAGCAUUGUUAACAAGUUUGAUUGAAGUUACUGUUCACCUUUAUACAUUAGACAAGGAAAAACCAGAACCACAAAUAAUUAAUACUAUAAUUGAACCAUCUGUGUUAGCUGUAGGUCCAUUACACGUAGCUAUAGCUUUAAAUAAUAGAGCUCUCUUUUGGGAUUUAUCUACGUAUCAAUAUGAUAUUAAUACACACUUUGAACGUGAUUAUUUGGCAACUGUUGAUAGUAUAUCUUUGAACGAAACAUAUGUUUCUGUUUUAUUUGAUGGAAAAUUACAAUUACAAUUGAUUAAAGUAGACCAGGCUUUAAUAAACGAUGGAAAAGAUACCAAAUUAUUUCCAGAAUCAAAUAUUUUAAAUGCAAGAAUAACAUGCCAUGCAUUGUCGUCAGAAUUUCUUAUUUAUGGAACUGACAUGGGUCAUAUAAUAUAUUUCUAUUUGGCAGCAUUUAACAAGUCAACAGAAUUUACACAUAACAAUGGUAUCAAAAAUAUAUUCUUAGAUGCAAAUGGAACGCAGUUAUGUUUUAUCGAUAAUAAAUCAGAUGUAUACAUAUAUGAUCCGAUUAAUGAAAAUGUUAUUCAAGUGCCUGAAUGUCCAGAUGGUGUAGAAGGUAUUAUAUGGGACCAAAAUAUUUUCGAACGUUCGAUAUUUGCAGUAUAUAAUAAGAAUAUUAUUAUAACAUACAUUUUUAUCAAAUACUUUGUCGAAGGACAAAAAAUCAUCAAAAUAAAUUCAACAAAGUUGCCAUCAGAAACAUUACCCAUGUUAAUGUAUUCCGGCGAAGUAACGUUAAGCACGUCAAGUAGUAAAUUAAUACAAAUAACAUUAGCUUCGCACGAAGAUGUAGGAAAUAUAGUAGAUAGUAAAAAAAUCAAUGAAAUAUUCAACAAUCAUAUUAUGUGUAGGAGAUUUGACAGUGCUUGGAACAUCUGCGAUAAAUUAAAUGAUAAUGAUUUAUGGUUGAAACUGGGUCAAAGUGCUUUAGCAAAUUUAAAUAUUGAAUUUGCAAUUCGAGUUUAUCGACGUAUGGAAGAUGCUUCGAUGGUUUGGGCAUUAGAAAAAAUAGAGAAUAUAAACGAACUGAAUUUAUUAUGUGGACAUGCAUGUUUGUUACUUGGAGAUUAUAACCAAGCUGAGAAAUACUUUUUACAAUCAUCUGAACCUGUACAAGCUUUAUAUUUACGAAGAGAUUUGAUGCAAUGGGAACAAGCUCUUAGUUUAGCACAGAAAUUAAAAUCCGAUGAAAUACCAUUCAUUGCUAGAGAAUAUGCUCAACAAUUAGAAUUUAUUGGAAAUUAUCCAAAAGCAUUAACUAAUUAUGAACGAGGUCUACUUGAUCCAAACUCUACGUCUACUUCUAAUUUGCAUGAUAUUCAACAUCAAAAUCUAUGUCUGGCAGGUAUCGCAAGAAUGUCUAUAAGAUGUGGAGACAGUAGAAAAGGUGUGAGUAUAGCUAUGGAUAACGAUAGCUCUAGAUCUCUGCGGAAAGAAUGUGCUGAAAUUUUGGAGGCUAUGAAGCAAAUCAAUGAAGCCGCAUUAUUGUAUGAGAAAGCAGAAUAUUUUGAUAAAGCUGCAUCGGCAUAUAUCAAAUUAAAAAAUUGGCAUAAAGUAGGACAACUUUUGCCACAAAUAUCUUCACCUAAAAUAAAUAUACAAUACGCUAAAGCUAAAGAAGCUGAAGGAAAAUACGAAGAGGCUGCAAAAGCAUAUGAAACUGCUAAAGAUUACGAUAAUAUAAUAAGAAUCAAUCUUGAAUAUUUAAACAAUCCUGCUCGUAGCGUAGAGAUAGUACAACAAACUAAAAGCAUCGAAGGAGCUAAAAGAGUAGCUAAAUAUUUCCAAAAAAUAAACGAUUAUAAUUCAGCUAUAAAAUUCUUAAUUUUAUCUAAUUGUCAUGACGAAGCAUUUCAACUUGCCAAUCAGCAUGGUAAAAUGGAAUUAUAUGGAGAAAUUUUAAUAAACACUAUUGAUGACGACAAUACCAGAAAGGAAGACUUUAAAAAUCUAGCUAUACAUUUUGAAUCUCAAAAAAAUAGUCUUUUAGCUGGAAAAUAUUACUUUCAUGCUAAAGAUUAUACAAAGGCUUUGAAACAUUUACUUAAAGCUGCACAAUUGACUGUCGAUGAUGAUGCCGCAUUAUCAUUGGCAAUAGAUACAGUAGCAUCAUCUAAGGAUGAAAAAUUAGCUAAUCAUUUGAUUGAUUUUCUACUAGGUGCAGACGGAGUACCGAAGGAUCCAAAAUAUUUAUUUAGAUUGUAUAUGGCAAGGAAGCAAUAUAAAGAAGCAGCUAAGACAGCGAUUAUCAUUGCAAACGAAGAACAAAUUAAUGGAAAUUACAGAAAUGCGCAUGAUGUCUUGUUCGGCAUGUAUCAAGAAUUAAAAAGAAAUAAAAUAAAUACACCUUUGGAAAUGCAAAAUAAUUUGAGACUAUUACAUUCUUACAUAUUAGUAAGACUUCACGUUAAAAGGAAUGACCAUUUACGAGGUGCCAGAAUGUUGAUCAGAGUUGCAAACAACAUUUCUAAAUUUCCAUCACAUAUCGUUCCAAUUUUAACAUCAACAGUCAUAGAAUGUCAUAGAGCUGGUUUGAAACAAGCAGCUUUCAAUUUCGCAGCUAUGCUGAUGCGUCCUGAAUAUAGAACACAAAUUGAUAUUAAAUAUAGCAAGAAAAUCGAAGCUAUUGUAAGAAAACCACCAAGAGCUAAAGAUAAUGAGCUCGAAGAUGAACCUUUAACACCAUGUCCAUAUUGUAAAAGUAAAGUUCCUGAAACUGAAAUAACCUGUGAUAAGUGUAAAAAUACAAUUCCAUUCUGUAUAGCCACGGGAAGACAUAUUAUAGAAGAUAAUUUUACGGUCUGUCCACAAUGCGAUUUUCCUGCUAUAAGAAGUGAAUUCUUAAGAAUCAUUGAAUUCGAUGAGACAUGUCCAAUGUGUUCUGAACACGUAGAUCCCAAUACUAUAUUAUCAACAAUUGAUAUCCGUCCAUAUCUCGAUCUCCAAGAAAACACAAUGGAAAAACAAUAACUCAUAGAUUAAAACAAAAUUUAUGUGUGAUAAUUUUAUUUAUAACUGCACUAAAAACUAACUAAUUUAUUCUGAGUGCCUUAGUGAACAAAGUUAGUACUUCACACAUACGAUCAAAAUAAUUCUAUACAUAUAUUCAGUUACGUAAGAUGCUUAAAUGAUUAAAAGAUAAGUAAGCUUGAUAUUUUGAUAAACAAAACCGUCCAAUAUAUAAAGUACAAUUCAAUCAUAUUAAUUAAGCGUGUUUGUUGACGUGUACAGAUAAAUCAAAUAAAUAAUCUUAUUAAGCUUGCCCACUACUUUAAAUUAUUUUAAUUGA
Molecule: messenger RNA, 4611 nt
Organism: Polistes dominula (European paper wasp)
Lineage: Eukaryota; Metazoa; Arthropoda; Insecta; Hymenoptera; Vespidae
Gene: Oseg6
Product: intraflagellar transport protein Oseg6
Biological process (GO): intraciliary retrograde transport; cilium assembly
Cellular component (GO): cilium; intraciliary transport particle A
Molecular function (GO): protein binding
Source: RefSeq, a predicted model, not a curated record